AUGGCAAAAAACAUGUUGUUUCCUCCUUAUAUCGCUAAAUUUGGUUCCCAGAAAAUAACCGAAGCACAAUGGACAACCGCGCUCGAAGUUUGGACAACGAAUCUUUCAUUGCUUCUGAAAUCGAAGGAUGAAAAUUUUAGCAAACUCAUGUUGCGGAACGUGUCACUUCAAAAGUUCCUAGAGACAUUCUUGGGUAUUCGCGCAAAAUCUCGUAGGUGUUCAACCGAACAAGUAGACAGCGUCACCGAUUUGGAAUUGGAUAAAAAAGUUUUGGCCAUACUACUGCGGUUGUCAGAUCCUCAAACAGUUGCCCAAGAGACAGACAAGAGCGAUAGGCUCACGCUGACCGAGUACUUAUACCAAAAGGAAGUGAUUUCGGUCCCAUGGUUGCUCGACGUCGUUUCAACAUACGGGAGGUCAAACCUUGCUCACACGAGGAGGUACUUUGAUCAAACGAUGAAAUGCGUUCCAAACCUCAUACAGGAUUUUGAAACACAUUCCGAGGUAAUCAUCAAUUACCUCAAAGCCAUUCAGGAGAAAUUUCAGGAGAUGGCGACGAACGGUGACAAGGCAAGUAAAGAUUCCACGUUUGAUCCAAAAAAGGUCGAAGCGGUUCGGUCCUACCUCGCUUACGUUUCAGAUAUCGUAAUUACCUUAGAUUGCUUGUUCACAGUCUCAAAAUCAGUAGCAAAGGUAUUCAAUGAUAAACGGGAUUUUGCCGAAAAUUCAAACUUCCUGAUGUUUAUAAAAGAUUUCUAUGACAACACUGUGCCAAUAAUCACGAACCUCACGGCGGAAAAUGAGACCAAAGAUUUAGUCAUUUUAAAACAUGCGUUGGUUUCGCUGACGUAUCACAUAUUGGAUGCAUGUUACUUUAGUCCGAUUGGGUAUACGGCCAACGAAGAUGACAUUUAUUCGUUCACGAGAUCCGACGAAACAUCAGGAGACGAAGCGAAAAUCAACGAGAUAAUCGAGGGGAUGUUGGAUACACUCUUUUGGUUCGUCGAAUCUUCCGAACCAGAGAAGCCCGUUCAAACAUUUUUGGAUGCACCCUUGCUUUUGGAUCUGGAGAUUGAAUUUAACUUGAGUGGAAAAUUGACAAGAAUAGAAAAUGAGGUUUUCGAUGGAUAUCCUUUUCAAAAGAUCUCGUAG
Messenger RNA from Acaulospora morrowiae, 1152 nucleotides. Lineage: Eukaryota; Fungi; Glomeromycota; Glomeromycetes; Diversisporales; Acaulosporaceae. The record is from the annotation of a GenBank genome assembly.